Molecule: messenger RNA, 1704 nt
Organism: Aspergillus clavatus NRRL 1
Lineage: Eukaryota; Fungi; Ascomycota; Eurotiomycetes; Eurotiales; Aspergillaceae
Product: isocyanide synthase family protein
Exons: 2
Coding region: 1-1704 (567 amino acids)
Source: RefSeq, a predicted model, not a curated record
AUGGAGUCAGAGCUGUCAGGUUAUCCUAGUCUCUACGACCGAACACUGUUUUGCUAUAUGCGAACAUGCAGGGGGGAGUUAGUUCGGGCUUUUGGCAAGCAUGCAGGCGAUGCCACAUCCAUUUGGCCUGCAAUCCAAUCCCCACUACUCCCCCAUGAGGACAACGAUCUCUACCGGCGGCUUCCUUGCAUCGCCAUCAAUGAAGAGAAGACUGUUGACAUCUACGAGCUACGGUCUGAAGAUCGAGCAAGGAUUGCCGGAUUGGUUCUGCAGUCCUCGACCGUCGAGUCAACCCAGGACUUCGACAGUUUCUUCGCCCAUCUCCUCCUGACCUCCAUUGGAAAUCAACCCGACACCCCGGAGACACUUUCUGCAGCCGAUCACAAGCACAGCAGUUCAAUUGCAAAGGCACUCGUGGAUUUGUGCAAUGCAGAGCUAUUAUUCCAUCCGUCCAAUUCACAAUGGCACAAUGGCGGUCGCGACUACCUACUCCGCCAGAUAUCUUUCUUCACCUCGCGUGGAUUGCCCAUACAGAUGGCGCUGCCAGCGUUUCCUUGUAAGUCCUCAAACUUACAAAAGGUCGAGGGUCGAACGCCCGACCGCGGUGAAGAAUUGGCGCUGCGGAGGCUGUAUCAAGUGCUAGGACAGAUCGAAGCCAUGUACAGUCCAGGGGCUUCAAUCUAUAUCGUCAGUGAUGGGCAUGUUUUCAGUGACUGCAUUGGAGUGGACGACGACAUGGUCGAUCUCUACAAUGCCGAGUUGCAAGAGCUGAACCAUGCCAUCCGUAGGCAGGGAAAGUAUCAAUCUCAGAUCGUCUUCCGGUCACUCAAAGACAUCUUUGCCUUUGAUACCCAGGAAACUGACCAGCUCUCCAUGCCCGAGCUCAAUCAUUAUCUUCCAACAACGAUCUCAUCUGACGCGGAAACAUGUCGGCAGAUGAUGAUGCUGGCCUGCCAGCCCAACCGAGCAGCUUUAAAAAAGCAGAUCGUCACAGAUAAUCCCUCGCUCCUUGCGCUGUACCGUGGCUUUUCGCGCUUUAUGCUUGAGGAUCUAGCGUUGCUCCCAUACUCCCAGUCUCUCUCUCGAAGCCAGCGAAAGAAGACGGCGGAAAAUGUCGCCUUCGAGAUGAUUCUGCGCAACCAGGCCUACUCCAAUCUCGUGGAGCUGUUCUUUCCGGAUCAUAUCCGGCUUUCCAUUCAUGCCCAUCCGAAUUCCGGCCCCAAGUUUGGCAUCACUCUGUUUGAUCCAGCGACUACCAGAGUAGUCGACAGCUUGGAUGAUCUCUCCAGUAUUGUCGAUGCUUGUCCCUCCCUUGACCUCUUGCACAUUCCGACGCCAUGGCAUAAUUGUGUCAUCAGACUGGUGGGGAACGCAGCAGAUCUAGUGGCCAAAUCGCACCUAGUGCAGGAAGCCCUGCGGUUAGAUCACGUUCAGGGGCGCUGGAUUGAAGGCGACGUGGGUGCGGGCCGUGGGGGAUACUUUGAGCUCGACCUGCAUCAGAAUGACAAACAAGGCUGUCUGACCGUCACAGACACAAUAAUAUCCUCUCCUACCUUGUCUCAAAGCACGACAAGCACCCCUGGUGUUAUCCAGCAGUCAGCGGUGACAAGCCCACGAAAGCCUCACAGCGCUUCCAGAGUCCUUCUCGAGGCACAAAGACUGAUGCAGUGGAUCAAGCUUCAAACUACUGGCUCUGUUGACUAG